Messenger RNA from Olea europaea var. sylvestris, 2101 nucleotides. RefSeq lists its product as uncharacterized. Gene Ontology annotation, molecular function: cysteine-type peptidase activity. Gene Ontology annotation, biological process: proteolysis. The transcript has 7 exons. NCBI's taxonomy places the organism in Eukaryota, Viridiplantae, Streptophyta, Magnoliopsida, Lamiales, Oleaceae. The coding region runs from base 482 to 2101 and encodes 539 amino acids. The record is from RefSeq and is a predicted model, not a curated record.
CACAAACAUCCUUCAGUGUCAAUGUUGGAGGACAAAGUAUUUGGAAAUGAGAAUGUUGUGAUAAAUGACAUAGAUCCAUCUGAAGUUGAGCUCACAAUGCCAUAUAUGACAGAUGUGCAGUACUCAAAGCCUAGACAACCAACUCGGAAUGUUAGGAUCUCUGAAAAUCAAUUGGGCACAAGUGAGGCAACUCCCCUGCUAUCGAAGGUAGACGUUGAAGAUUCAGAUUUUGUAGGCCCAUCACUAUAUAAACAAACGGGGGUUGCUGGCUCUAGCUCUCGCGAUCAGCAAAGUGCUGCCUCACAUCCAGAUUGCUCAUGUGUUGAGGUAAGUAAUAUCAUUGUCUUUUCACUUCAGAACACAUUUUAUAUACAAUUUCACUAACUACAAAAUUUAUCAGGAAUGUGGUCGACUGAAGCAGUUGAUUGAAAAGGAAGUAACCAAGCUCCAAGCGGAGAACAAGGGGUUGAAAGAGGAGCUUAUGUCGAUGAAGUCAGAACUCUCUAAGAUGAAUGUAAACAUGCGUCAAUCAAACAAUUCUUUGAAGCUCAAUGAGGUCAUUCAGAGUCACAAUGUGUUGAAAGAUAGCUUGAGUGACAUCAGGUUGUCUCUUAAAAAUUUUGUUGAAUCUGUUUCUGACAUUUUAUCUUCGGUGAUGGAUGAACUUCAUAAGAAGUUGAGUGGUAAAGAUGUUUUGACGGAACAAGUGCCAAAAGAUGAUGAUGAUGUUGACAAAAAGGGCAAGGGUCACAUGGAACCUGAGCCAAAAGGUGAUGAUAUUGUUGAAAAAAGUGACAAUGUUCACAUAGAACCCAAGCAAAAAGGUGAUGAUGUGGCUGAAAAAAUGGACAAGGGUCACAUGGCACCUAAGUUUUCACAUGUUCAUGAUGACUAUGUUCUUGAAUCUCCUUCAUUUGAUCUAGGAGUUUGCUCCUCACAGACACCUAAAAGCUCUGAUGAUACAUUUUUUGCCAGUAAAGAAGUGCAGGAUCAGGUUGAUGAGGCUAUUGCACGUGUGUUGGAGUCUACUGAACUUCAUUGUAAAGAUGAAAAAACACCUGCACCACCAUCAUCUGGACUACCUGUGAAGAGAGCACAAAAGCCAUCGAAAACUCUGCAGUCACCUUUUGUUAAGGUCGAUCCACGUCAUGCUGCUACUGGAUCAAAAUCUAUCACUGUAAACGUCGUGUUCCAAAAUUAUUCCAAAGGAGUUGAUAGCACAGAUCUGAGUUCAUUUAAGAAUUGGUUUGACAGAGGAUACAAGCCCAAGAACAAGGUAAAGUUUAAAGAUGCAGAUAACGUGAUAAGUCCUCAGUUUGUAUGUGGCACUGUCCCUGUUCAUUAUAAAACUUGGUGGCAUGCAUUGAUCGAUUCUAAUUCAUCAUUGAAUAGCACGAUACAAUUUUUUCACCAUUUUCCACAUAUGCAUAGUAGUUUUUACUUGGAUGCAUGCUUUCAUUACAUAAGACAACUUGCCAAGUUUGGUGAAGGUGUGAAGAUGAAAGCUACCACUACAGACUGCAUAUUUGAUAUGUCAAUCAAGUCGACAUACUCCAAGUUUAUUCAAGACCCAAGCAUUGUUGAGAAGAAGGAUGAGCUAAUCAAAACCAUCAAUGGUGAACGGUUAUCAUUUAAUACUGCUUGGAGAGAAGUUGAAUCUGUGUUGAUGCCCAUUAUGCCCACAAAUCAUGCUCAUUGGAUGUUAGGGCAGCUUGAUAUUACUAACCAUGUUCUUUACAUAUAUAAUUCAAGCAACAAAUCAAAUAAGGACAACAAGGUUCGCGAAGGGGUUUUAUCGCUUGUGAAGACUCUUACACACCUUUUAAAAUUUGUCGGGCUAUGGAAGGAAACUAGUGAUAGUAUUGGUGACAAAUCUGGGGAACUGCAUGUUAAUAUUGUCCGUGGUUUACCCCAACAACAAAAUGGGCAUGAUUGUGGGGUUUUUGUGAUAAAGUAUGCACAGUAUUUGUUGCACAAUGAUCUUGGCAAUAUGCCGAUGUCAUUUGAUGCUGGGAAUGCCAGACUUGAAAUUGCAGCAUUGCUGUUCAAAAAUAAGCAACUGAAGCAGAUUGGAAAGGGAAGUUCAAAGUCAGAUGAAUGA